GAGGGAGAAGUAGUAUUAUGGUACGCAAAGAACUUUGGCAUGGUGACGACGAUGGUGGCUCAAGAAGAGGAAGUAUCUGAAAAUAAAACAGAUUUGCCAGAUGAAAUUGUUGAGAGUAAUAUUGAUGGAGACGGCAAGUUAUUUACCCUGGAAAUACUGAAAAUCAUCAAAGAUUCUCAACAGCAACAUGGUUUACGUCAUGGUGAUUAUCAAAGAUAUAGGUGCUACUGUUCUCGUCGCAUCAGGCGGUUGAGGAAAGUACUCAAGGUUACACAAGGAGAUAAGCGCCACUUCAAGAGAAAAGAUGUCACAGAAACAAUGGUGAAAGAUGAGAAGUACUUAUGUAUUCCACUGAUGAUGGCUGAAAGAGCAUGGGGCUAUGCAAUGCAACUGCGCCAAGAGUCAAACACAGAACCAAGGAAAAAAUUUCACCUUGUUUCUAGAUUACGAAAGGCUGCAACAUACGCACUGCAGCUUCAAAAACUUUGUGAGAAUACCAGAUGCGAUGCACGUACUAAACUUGAAGCUCAGGCAUAUGUAGCAUGGAUACAUGGCAGUUUGCAUUUUGAACUGCAACUGUGGAAGUCUGCAAUGGAAAAUCUUAAGAAAGCACAAAUGGUGUAUGAAAAGCUGUCUCUUGCACUUCCUGAAGAUGACCAACUGUUGUACAAGCAAAGAGUCGAUGAAAUUGCUCCAAGUUUACGUUAUUGUGCUUAUAACAUCGGUGAUGAAAGUGCGAUUAAUGAUCUUCUGGAAAUGAGAAGUCAUGGUCAUGGAGAAUUGCUGGAUACAUUAGAUCUGUUGAUUGUACAGACCCGUGAACGGAAAGCUGAAACUCUAUGUGAAGUUGAAUGGAGAGGACGUUCUGUGACAGCCAGACCAGAACGAGUGCGUUUAUUCUUCAUUUCUGAACAGGAAUUGGACAAAAGCUUAGUGCGUGCCGAAGACAAUGCAUCCAAAAUUGAACUAAUUGAGAAGUUACUUUUGGACUGUAAAGAUGCUAUAGCAGCAGUAAAGGAUGAACUGAAAGCAGAUCAGUCUGCUAAGACCCGUUCUGGACCUGGAGUACCUCUGUCUUCAGCACAGUACUUACUGUCAUAUUUGACAUACAUUCGCCUUACACGGACUAUACAAAGAAAUCUACUGAUGAUUGAUGCAGCAAAGGCAUCCCUGGCUGAAAAAACAGAGGCUGGAUCAGGUGAAGGAAAGAAAACUCGCCCUCAGGAUAUAACGAGACUUUAUGAAAUCAUUCUUCAGAACUGCACUGAAUUGCAGCAGUUGCCAGGCUUUGAAGACGAUCCUCAGUAUCAGCAAGAGGUGGAAGCAAAAACGAAAGCUUACAAGGCCUUCAGGUGCUUCUACAUAGCCCAGAGCCUAGUGAGCUUGCGUCGUUGGCAUGAAGCGAUGGCACUUUACCAACGUUCUCGACAGUAUGCUGGUGAGGCUCUUGCUAGUAGUAAUGCCAUAGGAGGUGAUCUCGCAGAUGACUUACAGGCUCUUCUACAUGACGUGGGUGGACAGGAGUUCUCUGCUCAUGCCCACAGUGUUCUUGAAGGCGAGGCACAAGAUGAUGAGGGAUCAACUGUGCAUAUCAAGCCAGCUACACGUUCUAAAAAGCCGCUUUAUGAACGCCUGGGAGAAUAUCGUGAAGAACCAUCUCUUACAUCACGUAAUCCAAAUGUGUAUAAGCUGCCACCUGAAAUGCACCCCAUACCAUGUAAGCCUCUGUUUUUUGACUUGGCGCUAUAUUCUGCCGAGUUCCCAUCACUGGAUGACAAGAUUGAAGCUGGCCCAGGAAGGAGAGCACCUUCUGCUGGUUUGACAGGUUUUGUGAAAGGCCUUUGGGGUUGGGGUGGAUCUGGGAAGAAAUAAUGUCUCAAGAUUUUGUCAGCAGGACUUGGUCCUAUUGUAUUAAGCAAAAUGUUGAAAUGGAAAAUAUAUGUGGAGGGAAUUAAAAAAUUAAUUUUUACAACUCAGAUUAAUUAAAACAAAUAAAGCAUAUACAGUGUUUAAAAUAAAA
Schistocerca piceifrons (Central American locust) is the source of this 2020-nucleotide messenger RNA. RefSeq names its product signal recognition particle subunit SRP68-like. The record is from RefSeq and is a predicted model, not a curated record. Gene Ontology annotation, molecular function: signal recognition particle binding; endoplasmic reticulum signal sequence receptor activity; 7S RNA binding. The transcript is spliced from 11 exons. Bases 40 to 1872 code for a protein of 610 amino acids. NCBI's taxonomy places the organism in Eukaryota, Metazoa, Arthropoda, Insecta, Orthoptera, Acrididae. Gene Ontology annotation, biological process: SRP-dependent cotranslational protein targeting to membrane. Gene Ontology annotation, cellular component: signal recognition particle, endoplasmic reticulum targeting.